This is a messenger RNA of Oryza brachyantha (malo sina), 1286 nucleotides long. RefSeq names its product pseudo histidine-containing phosphotransfer protein 5. Gene Ontology annotation, molecular function: protein histidine kinase binding; histidine phosphotransfer kinase activity. Lineage: Eukaryota; Viridiplantae; Streptophyta; Magnoliopsida; Poales; Poaceae. The transcript has 6 exons. Gene Ontology annotation, cellular component: cytoplasm; nucleus. Bases 394 to 804 code for a protein of 136 amino acids. The record is from RefSeq and is a predicted model, not a curated record. Gene Ontology annotation, biological process: phosphorylation; phosphorelay signal transduction system; cytokinin-activated signaling pathway.
CCGUCCUUUUUUUCGCAUUUUGGCCCCCUCUCUCCGACUCAUCCUCCGCCUCCCUGCCGGCUGCCGCUCGUCCGGCGAAGUCGACAGCCGGAUCAUCCUCACGGCCUUGCCAUGAGCCCAUGACUCCCUUCCCCACCGGAGUCGCCGCACUUCCUCGUUCCUCUCUUCCGCCAAUCUACGAGAUGAGUUCUUUUUUUUUUGAAACCUAAGAUGAGUUCUGGCCUUCUGGGUUGGGGCGUGCGAAAGCAGCCCACCACCGUUUGCGGUUCCCGUCGUCCGGUGAGCAGCUGCUCCGCCGUGGCAUUCGGAACGGGAGCACGCUGAGGCCACGGCGAGGAGUGCUCGUCGCACAAGCCACUCAGUCUCCCUCCGCCACCGCUAGCCGGCGUCCAGAUGCGCCCUAAGGGUUACUUGGACGAGCAAUUUUGUCAGGUUGAGGACUUGCAGGAUGAAGCAAAUCCAAAAUUUGCAGAGGAGGUUGUUUUCUUAUUCUUUAAGGAUUCAGCUAGAGUAAUGUUGAACAUUGAGCAAGCUAUUGAGAAGUAUCCCAAAGACUUCGCAAGAUGGGAUGGACAUAUGCAUCAACUAAAAGGAAGCUGUUCCAGCAUCGGUGCCUCUAGGGUGAAGAAUGAAUGCACUUCAUUCAGGAAUUUCUGUGGAGAAGAAAAUGCCGAAGGUUGCACGAGAUCUUUCCAGAAAGUGAAGAGGGAGCAUACUAUCCUCAGGCAGAAGUUGGGGUCCUACUUCCAGCUGCUGCGACAAGCUGGUCCUGCUGGGAUCGCGACUAGGCCUGCAGGCAAGUAAGCUGUACGCAGCCCGGCCAUUGAAUUGAUCUCAGGCUCUGGUGCUGCCGUGGAAGCGACUAGGCUGGUACACAAGAGCACCCUGCCGUUGUUCUAUCGUCCAUGCCACUAGAGGGAAAGCCCAUAUAUAGAACGUGCUAUAUGACUUAUGGGUUGUGAGUUGUGACAUGCAUGUCUGGCGUGUUUAUGAUUGCAAUAAAACCGAUCGAGAUUUUCAUCACCAAAUCUCUUUGCCUUUCUUUUUCGUAUCUUCUGUUGCCCAGACUGCGAUAGAUAGAUUUAUAUGCAGCUAUAACCACAAAUGAAACUGUCCCUCGGUGUCGGUGACAAUUGAUGUGCUGGAGGCAGAGUGAUCGACCGACAAAAGAUGUUGAAUGUAAUCAGGACUGAUAGGUAUUACUGAACUAACUGGAAUGACAGCGGGUAUAAUCUGAUAUCUCUGUGAUGGACAUGCCUGAGCUAACUAAGAUCUAUAUACUACUA